UGGUGGAGAUUGUGAGGGAAUUAUCUCCAGUUUGAUUGCAGGGGUAGAUUACCCUCUCUGGGCCAUGUCUGCGGUAAGCUUGUUUUUUUUUACUUUUGUGAUCUUGACAAGAGUCGGUUAAAAUGAAUCAGGCGGUGUUUCCAAAGCGUUUGCCGUUAUGGGAGUGAUGUUAUCUUCUCCAACUUUUGCUUUAAACUAACAAGAUUGCCCAAAGCUUAAAGCUUGUGAUUUGCCUCAAAAUCAGAUCAGUUCUGAGCUCCUCUGCUUUAGAAAAAUUGCAAAAUAUAUCAGGUGGUUAUGUUAGUAAGCUUAACAAUGCCUUUGGUCUCCUUCACACAUUAAUACCUUGGCCAUGUGGAAUUGAUAGCUCAGCACAGCACAGCCAGCCCACCUCCCUUUCGGUGUCCUCUGUCUUAUGCAAGAUAAAAUACUGUACUACACACUCUCUGAGCCAGACAGGAGGCUGACAUACCAGAUGAACUUUUACUCUUGUAAAUCAUUUUUAAUAAGCUUAUAAAACCUUUGGUUUCCCCAUAUGAGAUGGCACUAGGAGAACUCUAUAGGGGAAUUUUUAUUAUUAUUCACGAGGCCCGAGUCUUGGGAUCUGUUUCUUUCUUUUGUUGCUAUGCAUUUCUCAGAUCAAUUGACUCAUUACUCAAGAGAGUGGGCUGUGUGUGCGUCUCUUGCUAUGCGCAAUUGUUGCUCUUGCUGUUCUUUGCUGUGCCACUCAUUCCUGGCUCCUUUGGCGUAACUGGGAACAAAGCCAAGAGAGCUGGAGCUGCUGGCAUUUAUUGAUCGCGUCCUUCAUUAAAGUACUGGCUGUGUUCACCCCUUGUUCGGGAAAAGUGGUUCCUGGAUUUCAUGAUGUAUAUGUGGGAUUCUAACAAGGUCCUUGUGAAUUCUACCAAUGGACAAAAUAACAUUUUAAACAAAGGGACCCAAUAGUCUGCCAGCCAGCAAUCAAAAUUCUGGAACCAUUCUUUAGAACGUUUGUGUUCUACAAGUGGGGCUUGUAACAAAAUGUUGUAGCAUGAAGUGCUCCUGUAGUGUUCCAGCCAAUCAGGCAUGUAUUCUUCCAGGUUAUUUCACUCUAUUCUAUUCCAUUCUACUUAGUUUUAUGUCCAGCCAUUGCCCUCCGUACCUGCACAUCAGCUAGUGAGCAUUCCGUAAUGAUGAUAAUGCUUUAAAUGCACAGAUCCAACAGGCGUGAUCGUCUCGGUUCUUCUGAUGAAAAGGGCAGGUUGCACUUCUUCUGAAGACUAGAAACUGGGUACACUUAAACGAUAGCCAAAGAAACACAAACUCCAUAUCAAGGUAUUCCAACCACCCAGUCAGCCAUGUGGUCUGCAGGCAAUGGAGCAACCAACCGCCUGCAAAGCUGGAAGUGACGCCGACUGCACAGUCAGCCAAAGAACCCAGUGUACUUUCAGUAACAUCCCAUCUCAGCACUGUCUCUAAGCACGGCAGAAACAAAUCAGCUGCCGAGCGAUUUUCAAAAGCAAAUGAACAGCACUGUUUAAACAAAGCAAGUGAGUUUGCAGCAAACCUAUAUUUGCAAUAAGUAAAAUGAUGCCAUUUUAAUCAAAUGAACAUUUCAAAAUCAGGGUGAUAGAGUUGUGGCCUGUUUGUUGUGCCUGCCAAUAUACAGCUGUGGAGACCAUUUGGGAUACGGAACUAGGAAACUGAUGUUCAGAUUUAACUUUUCCUUGCUGUCUGCAAGCAUUUUUCUCCAGCACAUCUGUUCUUUGUGGUUUGAAUUGCUUUAAUUGCUCCUCAGGUGUCAGGUGAAUGCACUGUCUUUUCUCCCCAAUGGCAUUUGGGCUAGGUGCUUAACAAUGCAAUCCUAUGCAUGUGUUCUCAGAAGUAAGUCCCACUCAGGUGGUGUUUAUAGGAUUGCAGCCUUAGUUGCUUUUAACUCUCUCAGUAAAUUGGCAUGACAAAGUUACAGAAGUUUCAUGUCAGAUUAUGGCUCCCCCCAAGGAAUCCUGGGAACUGUAGUUUGAUGAGGGUGCUAGGAAUACCUGACUAGAGAUCCCAAGCCCUGCUCAUAAAGUAACAGGGAAUGGUUUAAACCCAUGGUGUACAUAUAUCCUCAAUUAAGGACCUUCCAGAUUGAUUCCCACCCAGAAAUAGUGACAAACACAUACUGGCAAAUGAAGGUUGUGGAAUUAAAGUUGGUUGGGUGUUCUUGCCCACCGGACCCGCUCCCACCCACCCUCACCCCAAAUUGGACUUUUUGCUAUAAAGGAAGUGAUGGGGAAAUGCUUUAGAAAGUUUGGGAUAACAACUGCUUGACAUGACAUUGUAUAGCCUAUCUGUCAACAAAUCAGAAUGCAGGCCAAAUAAAGAGCCGCUACUGUCAAUAAAGAGCCAUCUUGGUAGCGUUUUCCUUUGUAACUUGUGAGCAGCAAUGCUGGUAAAAAAAUGGGAUAUUCUGCGCAAUUUAUUCUCUUGUUGAAGGAGGAGGUUGCAUUCUUCUAUUCAUCUAAGGGGGAAAGACUAAAAUAACAUUGUAGAAAAAGAGUAAUUUUCAGUCUAGCAUGGCCUUUAGGUCAGUUAAGAAGUUUGCGACAUUCCUGUGUUAAUGCGUCCAAAGUGAUUUUUGAGAAUCGGUGGUAUCACCAGCAUUUUAGAGCAGAGCAAGAAGGAACUUAUGGAUGUCUUUCUCCCACUUUUUUUUGCUUUGCUCUUGUGAAAAAGGUUCUGUACUCGCACCACCGGCAUUAUGUGCACAUACAGAAUAAGUGACUGUAUCCCUGCAUAUAAAUUGUUUCGUUAGCAAUCGUAACUCUCUUUCUCUCUCUCUUCUGCAUGCCUGCUUCCGUCCAGCUGGGGGCUGGCUGUUGGGCGGACAGGCCAACGACGUCACGGAAAAGCCCUGUCUCUGAUCAGAUGGGCUUAAUAUAAACCAGGUUUGCUGAGAAAGAAUUAGAGAGGCAGCCCUUGGACAGAAGAAGGAUUUCCAGUGGGAGAGUGGAUCGGUGUUCAACACUCUCCUGAGAACUAGGGAGUGAGAUUAACGGAGUCGCCUGUGGUUGGAACAGAGAGUAAAAACAGCAACAAGGGCUGGGAAAAGCCAUGACUCUGAACAAUGUCACGAUGCGUCACAGCAGCAACACCUUACAAUCGCAGCAGCAACGCUGGAGCAUCCCAGCGGACGGGAGAAACCUGGUGGUCCAGAAAGACCCCCACGAGUGCAACCGACACAAAAGGUACACCGUCAACCCCGAAGAGUAUUACCGAAGAAGCUGGUCGUCGGAGUCUUCUGACUCUGUCAUCUCCUCCGAGUCAGGAAACACCUACUACCGAGUGGUACUCAUCGGGGAGCAAGGAGUUGGCAAGACAACCAUUGCCAACAUCUUUGCAGGCGUGCACGACAGCAUGGACAGUGACUGCGAGGUGCUCGGAGAAGAUACCUAUGAACGAACCUUGCUGGUAGAUGGUGAAAGUGCAACUAUCAUACUAAUUGACAUGUGGGAGAACAAGGGUGAAAACGGAUGGCUCCAAGAUCACUGCAUGCAAGUUGGGGAUGCAUAUUUGAUUGUCUAUUCCAUCACGGACCGUGCAAGCUUUGAGAGAGCAUCUGAGCUCAGGAUACAGCUCCGCAGGGCACGCCAGACAGAAGACAUCCCCAUUAUUUUAGUGGGCAACAAAAGUGAUCUCGUUAGGUGCCGGGAAGUCUCUGUUUCAGAGGGCAGGGCCUGUGCUGUUGUGUUCGACUGCAAGUUCAUUGAGACCUCGGCGGCCGUCCAGCACAAUGUGAAGGAGCUGUUUGAAGGCAUUGUGCGUCAAGUGCGGCUCAGGAGAGACAGCAAAGAGAAGAACGAAAGGAGGCUGGCAUAUCAGAAGCGGAGGGAGAGCAUCCCUAAGAAAGCCAGGCGAUUCUGGGGCAAAAUCGUAGCCAAGAAGAACAAGAACAUGGCCUUCAAACUUAAGUCCAAGUCUUGCCACGAUCUCUCUGUCCUUUAGGAACAUUGGAUCAUCCUGAGCAUUUUCUUUCCUGGACCUUCUUCAACUCUCUUCUGAACAAUAAACCAAUCUAUAUUAGAUUGGUCAACAAGAAAUGCAAAUCUGACUUGGACUCACAGUUGUGAUUAUUCUGAUGAAAUGUGCCAGCAAUAAGGACAGCCUAAUGCAUGCAAGGAUGAAGAAAUGCCAUUUAUACUUUCCAGUUUAUAGUUUAAGUGUGUGAGUGUGUUUGGGUUGGGGCGGGACAGAACUUUUGUCUUAUAAACAAUAACAUUCCAAACUUACAAUGAGACGUGUCCAAGGGGGGAGAAAACUGUUUCCCUUGUUGCCUUUUAGAUAAUAGUAUAAGAAAUCAGAAAGCAUCUUUUAUAAAAUGGAUGCCAUCUUUUUGUUAUUUCUUACUAAUUCUGUAAGCCAAUGAAAAAGGGUUCCCACGAGAUAUGCCUUCUCCCUAAUCAACCAAUUGACUUUCUUAAGUGCCCGCAGCUGAAAAUCUUUGUUGGUUUGAUAUCAUUUAUCCCAAUGAAUAGAAAGAUAUCAACUGCAGUCAGAUAUUCAAGUGUUUGGUUAAAUGGGAGCAUUAUUUACAGUGGGUUACAUUGCCACAGAACACUAUGGGAGAUGAAUGUGAAUUUCACUAAAUGGAUACUUGUAGUUAGAAUAUUGGCGAUAUUAACUGCUAAUGGCUAAUGUAGCCCUAAAAACCACAUGCAGGGUUUCAUGGUAACUGUAUAAUAAGUGUUGAAGUGUUUCCUUGAUGCAUCUGGAGCCAUUUGAUUCUCUUAAAAAACAUAGGUAUGGGAGAAAAUUGUAAUACAACUUUCUGUUGUGUUGUAACACAAAAUUGUUUAUAUUGAUAGAAAAGUAGGAAACGUAAAACAUAAAAUCAAGUGCAAAAUGCCAAGUUUUGGGAAAGAAAACCUCCUUUUCUAAUAAACCACAAAGAGAUUUUGUGCUGAAAUCUCACGUUUGUAUUAUGCCAUUGUAACUUUCUAUUUAUUGUCUUUCAACUAUUUGCAUUUUUAAUGGGUGAACUGUUAGGAGUGGGAGGGAAGGGGGAGACAUAGUGUUGAAAUGUAUUUAUUAAGUGAUUUCUUAAGAAAAACGAUUUUAUUACUGUUUUCUAUAUGAUGUCUUUUGGACUAUUUACAUGCCUUGUAAUAAAUCAAUAAAAGGUUUCACUGCCUUUGAACCUA
Molecule: messenger RNA, 5165 nt
Organism: Podarcis muralis (Common wall lizard)
Lineage: Eukaryota; Metazoa; Chordata; Lepidosauria; Squamata; Lacertidae
Gene: GEM
Product: GTP binding protein overexpressed in skeletal muscle
Biological process (GO): negative regulation of high voltage-gated calcium channel activity
Cellular component (GO): plasma membrane
Molecular function (GO): GTPase activity; GTP binding; calcium channel regulator activity
Source: RefSeq, a predicted model, not a curated record